AUGGGGGAAAUGGACAAACAUUUUGGGCUGGGAAACACGGGUGUUCUAUGCUUCUAUUCACUAUUUAUAUCUCUUAUUUUCUCCGUUUACAUAUUUUCUUCUUCAAAUCUGCUCAAAUUCACAGCCUUCCACGCUAAUACAAACGCACAUAUAUAUAUUUGUUGUUUAAUUGUUAUAGAUAAUGAAAGCUGCGACUUGUUUGAUGGUCGUUGGGUUCCAGACAAAGACGGCCCUCUAUAUUCCAAUUAUAGCUGUCCGACCAUCCCUACGAUAAGGAAUUGCUUCUUUCAUGGAAGGAAAGAUAGAGAUUUUCUUUACUGGAGAUGGAAGCCAGAACAAUGCCAACUUCCUCGGUUCGAUUCCAAAGCGUUUUUGAGCAUUGUUCGAGGAAAGACAAUGGCUUUCAUUGGUGAUUCAAUCGCUCGGAAUCAAAUGGAAUCGCUUGUGUGCCUUUUGUCCAUGGAAGAAAGUCCAACAAGUAUAUCCGAGGAUCCGGACGAGGAGGAAAAAUUCACCACAGCAUGGCAUUUCCCCCAUCACAACUUCACCCUCAAGGUUCACCGCUCAGUAUUCCUCGUCCGCCCCACCCAGAAAGUGAAGAGCAAUGGGUAUUCCAAAACCCGUUUUCACUUGCUCCUAGACCAACCAGACCCAAACUGGACCCAAAACCUAUCAAACGUGGACUUCGCCAUUUUCUCCGACGGCCAAUGGUUCCUCCGCCCCAUCUACCUCCACGAGGCCGGCAACCUCACCGGCUGCAUAUUCUGCCGAGAACCAAACGUGCAAGACUUCAGCACAGGCUUCGCCAUCCGGAAAGCAUUCAAAGCCGCUUUCAAGUACGUGAACGAGAGGCGAAGCGGCAUUGUGGUGUUCGUGCGGACGUUUUCGCCGUCCCAUUUCGAGCACGGGGCGUGGCAUAAUGGUGGGUUUUGUAAUAGGACGAGAGGGUUGAGUAGAGAAGAGGUGAAAGUGGGGGGUGAUGAUUGGGAAUAUAGGAAUAUUCAGGUUGAGGAGUUUGAAAGAGCGAAAAGGGAUGGGGAGAAAAGAGGGAACAGGUUUGAACUCAUGGAUGUGACUCGAGCUAUGAUGAUGAGGCCGGAUGGACACCCUGGGGAGUUCUGGGGAAAUAAAUGGAUGAAGGGUCAUAAUGACUGCCUGCAUUGGUGCUUGCCAGGGCCAAUUGAUACUUGGAAUGAGCUUUUGCUUCAGCUGCUUCGUUCUCAACAUCAACCUUAA
Ipomoea nil (Japanese morning glory) is the source of this 1236-nucleotide messenger RNA. Its product is annotated as protein ALTERED XYLOGLUCAN 4-like. Gene Ontology annotation, cellular component: Golgi apparatus. Gene Ontology annotation, molecular function: O-acetyltransferase activity. The record is from RefSeq and is a predicted model, not a curated record. The transcript has 3 exons. NCBI's taxonomy places the organism in Eukaryota, Viridiplantae, Streptophyta, Magnoliopsida, Solanales, Convolvulaceae. Bases 1 to 1236 code for a protein of 411 amino acids.